GAACCUAACAAACAAUGGGAACAAAUCUAUGGCCUGGGGCAAAAACCAAAGUGGUUGAGUUCUUCAAUAAUAAUCAUGUUAAUCAAAUUGUUACAUUUUUCAUUAUUGUUUCUGGUAUCUACGUCACAAUGGUUUCAAUUACCGGCCAAAACUUCCUUCAUCCACUUUCGCCGGUCACAUCAAACUCAUUGAACUUGCAAAAUGCAGCCAAUGAGGUUCUGCACUCUAUCAUAUCUUGCUUCAUGAUGGUAGUGCUAGCGGUAGCUGCUGGGAAACUUGUCAAGUUCAUCUACACUCCAUCGUUAAUUGGAUGCAUGCUGGUCGGAAUAGCAAUGAGAAAUGUGCCGCAGUUCGGAGAAUUGUUUUAUAUCAACGAAUACUGGCAAUUUAUCCUUCGAAAACUUUCCUUGGUGGUUAUUAUCAUCCGAUGGGGAAUAUCAAUAAAUGUUCGAUUCAUCAAGAAAAACUAUAUUUUCCCACCAAUUCUUGGUCUCGGAUCCGCUUUCAGUGAAGCUUUGGCUAUUUGUUUUACUGCGUGCGUCUUUUUUGAUUUCCCGCUCUCACUUGGACUCAUCUGCGGAUUUGUCGUGGCAACCGUAUCGCCAGCGGUGGGAAUGCCAACUAUGAUUCGCCUAAAAGAACAGGGAAUCGGAACCACAAACAACAUUCCUGAUGUUGUUCCAGCUGCUUGCUGUUUUGACAAUGUUGUAUCAUUGCUGAUAUUUUCAGUGACAUCGUCUGUUACAUUUACACACGAUGCAUUCUUCUUGACAAUGGUAAAAAGCAUAGGGGCCAUUGUACUUGCAGCAAUAAUUGGUUGCGUCAUUGGAUGGCUUUUGCGCUGGUUUCCAAAAAAUGACAACCGGCACACGCACUUUGCUCGUUUCCUGGUUAUUGCAUCUCCUGCCUAUGCCGUUAUAACAAGUAUGCUCAUCCUAGGAUAUGCCUUUCCUGGAAUUGUGUCCGCAUUAUGCAUCUGCUGUGUCAGCACCACGCACUGGAGAGAAGACAAUCCUAAAGGAAUCAAAGUUCUUGUUCAUCAAUUUGACAAUCUUUGGUAUUUCGUCGCAGUACCUCUUCUUUUUUCACUUGUUGGGUACACGUUUGAUUUUCAAAAUAUGUCAGCUGAGAAUUGGAAAACAGCGUUUAUCAUCAUAGCAGUUGGAAGUUCUUUUCGGUUGAUUUCUGCAAUGAUCUUAUCGUAUUAUGGUCACUUUAAUAUCUACGAACAAAUUAUUUUGGCAUUGACCUUAAUGCCAAAAGCGACUGUUCAGUGUGCACUGGCCCCGUCACUCAUUUUUAUGACAAACGGUUUCCCGGAACUCCGCGAGCAAACCAAACUAAUCAUCAACAUUUGCAUUACCGCAGUGAUGGUGACAAGUCCUAUUGUGGAGAUAUUAUUAGAUGUUUUGGCCCCAAGAAUAUUGAAAAUUAAAGAAGGAACUUCGACUUACAACAGGAACAUUACCAACUCUACUAUUCUUGACGAAAUGGAUCCAAAUCUAGAGCUGAAGAAGACAUCGUCAUCGAAUAGCACCAACAACAGCAGAACCAAUCUUAAUAAUAGGAUCAUCUACGAGUUAAACCCAAAUUUUGUGCCGAUCAGUAUCGAGAACGGUUAUUCUCGAGCUUCAUAUCAACACUCUAAUAACACAAAAACUUACGCAAGCGGGAAUCGGAUCAAUAAGUGAUUGGAGUUAAUAUUUUUAAACGAAAACAUUUUCAACAGUUUGUUGAAAAGUGCAUUAUUGUUGCUAUAUUCCCGAUAUUAUUCCUUUUUGUUUUUAUAAAACAUUCAAACUC
This is a messenger RNA of Caenorhabditis elegans, 1803 nucleotides long. RefSeq names its product Cation/H+ exchanger transmembrane domain-containing protein (gene F41E7.2). NCBI's taxonomy places the organism in Eukaryota, Metazoa, Nematoda, Chromadorea, Rhabditida, Rhabditidae. Gene Ontology annotation, cellular component: membrane. The record is from RefSeq and is marked reviewed. Gene Ontology annotation, biological process: proton transmembrane transport; transmembrane transport; monoatomic cation transport. Gene Ontology annotation, molecular function: antiporter activity.